Molecule: messenger RNA, 6707 nt
Organism: Zootermopsis nevadensis
Lineage: Eukaryota; Metazoa; Arthropoda; Insecta; Blattodea; Termopsidae
Biological process (GO): regulation of transcription by RNA polymerase II
Cellular component (GO): nucleus
Molecular function (GO): DNA-binding transcription factor activity, RNA polymerase II-specific; zinc ion binding; RNA polymerase II cis-regulatory region sequence-specific DNA binding
Source: RefSeq, a predicted model, not a curated record
GUUUCUAUUGGAUUCUAAUAUCCAACAUGGCAACCAAGAGAAUCAUGAAUUGAACCUUAAUGUAUUGUAUGUGUAAUUAUUGGCCUUGUGUUUCUGCAGCAUAAGGAAUACAUUUAAGAAUUUCUUUAAACGUGAUAUUUUCUGCCGGAAAUCUGCUAAAUAUUGCUGAUUUCAUUUAAUUUAAUUUAUUUUCAUAAUGACGGAGGAGUACAAUACCACCGAAGUUUGUCGACUGUGCACAGUGAAGAGUGGUAUGCGAAUGCACAUAUUUGAUAAAGAAGGAGAACAAAGACAGUUGCUGUUUAAGAUAAGGACGUGUCUACCGAUUGUUAUCUCAAAAGAUGACUCGUUGCCAAAGAAAAUUUGCCAUCGCUGUGCUUAUAAACUGGACAUGUUUUAUGAGUUUCGGCUUAACUGCAUAAAUUCUGAAACACUGCUUAAAAAUCAUGUAACAAAUGGGACCCAGGUGGAAGUAAAACUAGAUAAGAUGAGUGAUGCUCAAAAAUUCGCGUAUACAGAAGCCAUGCAGCAGCACAUGGCACAAGCAGCAGCAUUGCAGUGCAAAGGUCAGGAUGAGAAACAUGAUAGGGGGCACAAUAAGGACGCCAACGAUUGCCAAAACCUAAUGGGAGGCCGCAUAGUUGACUAUCCAACAACAUUAAGAGUUCCUCAUGUCUCUCAGCCACUGGGAGACCAUUAUGGGAGCAAACCAAAUCCAGAGUCAACAUUUGUUAUUCCAGAUGAUGGAAUGGGCUUUGAUGAUGGAGUCAGAGUGCUAAGGGCAUUGGGGACAUGGUCGCCAGAUUAUAGCACCAAUCCACCACGACCUGGGAUGUUACCAGCCCCAGAACAUCCUUACAGUGAAGGCAGUCACAGUAGUGGGAUUGGAGGCCCAAGAAAGCUGCCUGCAGUAGCAACAGUAGCUUCUGCAGCAGCAACAACUGUGACUGCAGGAAAGGGGCGGGGUGGGGCAAGCAAGCCUGCUGGAGAAAGCAGUAGUGGUAAGAGUUUUGCAUGCACUGUUUGUGGGAAAGGGUUGGCACGCAAGGACAAGCUCGUCAUUCACAUGCGUAUCCAUACCGGUGAGAAACCUUAUGUGUGCGAGGUAUGUACAAAAGCAUUUGCACGCCGUGACAAGUUGGUUAUCCACAUGAACAAGAUGAAACAUCGUACACCAUCAAACAUUGCUCCGCUUGGGAAACGCGGUAUAGUGGAUCGUUCAGGAGAUGUGAAACAUGUGAAGACUGCGGAGAAGGAAGCGAGCACCUCUGUGCAAGCCCCACAGGCACCCGGUGUUACUUGGACCUGUGAACUUUGUGACCGCGUAUUUGGCACUCGUGAUGAGUGGACUGCGCAUGCUAAAGGACACUUGGAAGAGAAGAUGAUGAGUUCAGCGCAUCAACAGCAGCCAUCGUUGCAAAAUCCGAGCCAGCUUGGUGCUGGGUGUCCGAGUGGCAUGGCUCCAGCACCGUAUUUCCCACCGCACGUCCAGCCAUAUGCAAGCGAGCACCACUUCUGCCUUGUAUGCCGACAAGACUUCGGCAACAAGGCUGAUUUCAUGUUUCAUGUGCGUAGUCAUUUUGAAGGCAAACCACCAGAUUUGGACCUCUUGGCACGUAGUUGUGGAGGCCUUGUUGAUAGUUCUGGCCUCUGCACGUAGAAAUACAAUUUUGUCCUUCAUUACAACAUUGAAAAUGUAAGGUAAACUGUGACUAAAUGCUGAACAGAAGUUAUCUUGUAUUCUUCCACUUAGGACUGUGGCAAAAUAUGUUAGGAUAUAAGAGCAUUUCCUUGCAAAUGUUAAUUGUACGUGCAUUGAUAUUUUGGGGCUUCUGAGAGCAGUUAUUCUGUUAAAGGUUUAUGUUUCUGUAUCAUACCAACAUUUGCAUAUGUUUGGUAUGUAGAAUGAUUUGAUUUCUUUGUACCCAGUUCUGGUUUUCUACCUCACAUUUCUUGACUGAUGUGAACACAUUGAGAACUCUUUUUCCACAGAGUAUUAUCUGUUUUGAACUUGCGACAAAUUUAUUUCUUGAUAGCUCCACCAUACGGUUGACAAAAAUGUUUUGUCCGUAGUUUGGAAUGGUUUGAAAUUGAGCGUUGAAACACAAAACAGCUUUAGAAGCUACUGUUAUUGAAUUUAAUGUUUAUUUGCCUUCCUUAGGUAUGUAAUGACAGCAGUUUAUUAAGAUUUUGAAAAGAAACUAUUUAUGUAUAGUUUAAAUGAAGACUUAGUUUGGAUAUCAAGCUGUAGUUUAAUAUAAAUAUAAAGUAAGGGCUUGUGAUGCAACUUUUUGGGGUGGGGGUUAAAUUAUCUUGGAUACAAAUUUCCAUUGUCACAUGGUAUUCAGGAUUUUAGUGGUUUUGAUUAAAAUUCUGGACAUUAUCUAUCAUCUGUUUGUCAUAUCACGACCAGGAUUUCAAUGGUUUGGGCUAAAAUUCUGGACAUUAUCAUCUUUUGUUCUCAUAACACUAUGUUUUGGGAAUUGGGUCUGUCCGUCAUCAGGUAAAAUAUGAGGGACAAGGGAUUCCUUAGAAGGAGCUAGUUCAUCACUGGACACCUACUGAAUUCCAGGCCAUGUAUAUAUAUAUACCUUUUGUCACAUUUCAUGUGUGAGAUACGUGAAUACUUAAAUCCUGAAUAAAAAUUCCGAACACACAGAGCAUGAAACAAAACUGCACUUUUUAGUCAUAAUUGAAAUUCAAACCACAAACUCCUGAGCUGAAAAAGUUUCAGCCACAGUUAUGGCUAAAUAUCCAGGCCACCCAUCAUCUCUUAGUUGAAUUUGGAUUGAUGGCUGGUGAUAGAAUAUUCCAAAAUCACUCUAAAAGUGAAGCACCAAGUUUGGCCUAACUGCCGCGUGAUUUGUUGAUCUCCGUAUUGAUGAGGGGGAACCAUAUAGGUGACAUUUCCAGACUAGGUUGACUUAUUGGUUCGGUUUCACAUGCCAUAUGGGCUGAUUCUUUGAAUGAAAUUGGAUUGAGUUUUCAGAAUUAAUCUAAUGUCCUUCUUCAUAGGCUUGGAUUUUCUACCAACCCCUGCUUGAGAUAUGUUGGUAUUCUGUAAUGUGUAUUCUUGGCGGUUUGCCUAUUUCUUCAAUGUAACUUCUGCCAUGCUUACACAGUUGACUGUAACUAAACACAGCAUCUCGUAUCUAUUAGAUCUCUUUCAGGUCUGGUGUCUGGUUUUGAAUAUGACCCUGAUUUUAUAUUUAUUCCCAGUACAUCUGAACUUUUCAGGCACUGCCUUUACAUCUUAACUUUUCCACCAUGCCAAGCAUAAUAGAAUCUGUAUAUGGCUGACUUUUUACUGUGGGUCUGUUAAUUAUGGGAUCAGCGAAGUAUGAGGGGUAACUGCUGAGCGCCAAUACAUGUCUAAUGUUUUCAGUUUUGAUAAGUGCUCUGUGGUCUUGGCAAAUGACGCUUGCCGUGCUCACCAAACUGUGGAUGACUCCUAUCUUUACAUGGGGUGGGUGGUUGGAUUUGUCAGUAUCGUUUAGAAUGAACUUCUUCGGGAUUUGUUACAGUUUAUCUCUAUCAAUGUGUGGUGGUUAGUGUGCGGUAUUAGGAACAGGUUAUUCAACAUGUAAGAGAUAAUUUGCCAAGAUAUUUAUAUUUUGUGAUGUGUUCAAAAUUAUGGAUGGUAUAAUUUGUUCUUGGGCAAAUGGUGAAGUCAUUGGGUAAUCUGAUAAUUUUCCAUCUGGAUCUGAAUAUAUUUAAAUAAAGUGGUUGCACGGAACUACAUCCAUCCCUGGUGUAUUACUCUCUGCUGAUCACACCAUUCUGAUAUUUACAUGUAUUUUAAAAGGUUGCGGGGGUAAGAUGUCUUGGGAAUGUCAGCUAUAUCUGUUUUAGGAUUCAAGCAAGACAGUGGGUGGCUAUUAGUUGCACAAUAUUAAUAAUUCUCAUAUAGUGUGAAUCAGUUCAUUCAGUCUUCGGUACUAUGAUAAUAUCGCUGUUCGAGCGUCCUUUGGCCCAAUCUGCAUGUGACAGAGUAAGCGCUUGUUCUGGUAGAAGAAAGUCAGAUUUUUGUUUGAACUUCAAAUUUCAGAAUAUCUUAUUGCAAGUUUACACGUCAGUUAAAGUACAUACCGGUAUGUCUGGCGGUGGAAUUGUCAGCACCUGCAAAAAAAAAUGCAGCUGCCAAUGUACCUGGAAAACAAGUUACUCAGGUAGUACUCUUCUUAGGCUGAUGGCACUGAGUGCUGAAUCAACAAAUUAUCAGAUUGUGGCAGCACUGUAGUACUAUUUACUUUUUUUUGUUGAUUUUACAACUUACUACAAUUUUUUUAUAAAUACAAAGUUUUGUGGCCUUUUCAUUUCAGUGGAAUUUUCCUUUGGUUGUGAAAGUGUGGGACAAAGGAAUCAGACAUCAGUUUUUGUGCAGACUUGUUAAAGGUGUAAGUGGGCCAGUAUGUAGCGUUUCCGAGUCCAACACACUGCCAUGCACAUGUUGUCGGGCUUGGGUCAAUGAAAAUGAAGUCGAAGGUCUUGUAGCCUAGUGGUCCUGUCUCGUUGGCUGAUAUACCAUUAUUCUUUCAAGACCGUGGUCAUUGUUUGGAUUGUGUUAUACAUAAUUAUUUGGAUUUACCAUGAUUCCAGUGUUCUAUUUGGUAUUAUAUUUUUAUGCAUUAUUUUCUUGAAGAGAGUUAAAUGUUGUUUUAUCUCAGAAACUGUUGAAUGGUUUUCAUUUAAAUUUGGAAUUGGGAAUUUGACACUAAACAUUUACAGGCAAAUUUAAUUUUGGUCCAGUAUAACUCCCAACUUCCAUAAUUCUCAAAUCAGACUUUAUAAAUUUUCUCGUUGACAAAUCGUGUAAAAAGUUACUGAGUGACCAUAUACAUCAUAUGAAGUUUACAACUUUUAUUUGAGAUAUUUUUCAUUAUGGUGAUUGUUUAAUAAAAUACAAGAAAAACGAUUCCUGGCUUCGGUGAUAUAUUGGUAGUGUCAUUAGCUUUGCAAUAAUAGAUUUAUGUUUGCAGUAUAUUAACACCAAGAGGAGUGAUUUAAGAACGUUAACAGACAAUUCAUCUUUGAAAUGUGUUCCCCAUUGAAGUACAACAUAUCAUUCUGGUUUGAUAUGAAUACAGUAUUGUCUUUUCUGCCUCACUUAUUACGUUGCUGUAAAUCCUAGGUUUGCUACAUUUCCCAUGUAGGAUCAUUUCUUGUUUGUGUGCCAUAUUUAUUGUAUUAGGAUAAGUUGCAACACAUGAUUAUCUCAUAUCUGACUCAGAAAACUAGGAUAUUGUGAAUUAUUCAAAUAAUAGUUACAUUUUGUUUGAAUCCGUGAGAAGAAUGAAAACGUACGCAGGAAGCUUGCGUACUGUGGUUAGGGUAGUGAAAUAAAGAAGGGGUAAACCAGAAAUAUACCUCAUAUUGGGAAAAUAAAGAUAUGGAAUUUUGUGCGAAGUCUCUAGAAACACAGCCGCUUGGAAUAUCAGACAGGAGAUGGGAGAUAAUAUCUUAGUGAAAUAUUUUGAGAGGUUUGAACUUUUAAGUUCAGUUCAUGUGUUAAGUCUUUGGGUUAUGUCAUGAGAUGGAUAUUGCCUCUCCUCCGCAAAAUUUUACAUUUUACGUUUUGAAAUGAAGAUUCUUGUAAUCCUAGUCGGUUUGACAGGUUUGAAAUUGAGACAGUAUUCUACAUAAAUUUAGUUACUUUAAUUUGUAUAUAUAUUGCAUUAUAUUUUGUUUUGUCAUGGGCUUAUACUAUUGUGUAUUUUGAAAGCAAGGCUCAGUUUGAGGGUCUGUAAAGUUUAACAGGAUUUUUAAAGCUUUGUUCUAUAAGUACGGGUGUAAUUUGUGGUUCAUCACUUGACUUCUUUACAUCACUUCUUGUCAUUUCAUGACAUGAUUGUUAUGUUUAGUAAAGUAUUUUAUUCCUCAUCUGUGCAUAGUUCUGAAACUAUUUGAUUGCUUUAAAUAGUAUUGUUUAACAGGAGUACAAGCUUUGAACAUAAUGUUCCUAAGUGUAAAUAGUAACGGAAAUGCUCUCUAUAUUACCGUUGUAGUUCCUUAGGAAAAUAAUAAUUUGUAUCGGAACAAAGACAAUUUGAGAUUGAUUUUCCCAAGACAGUGUGCUUGGUUCAAAAUGUGUCUUGCUGAUAUGACAUUUAUACUUUAAUGUCUGUAUUUUAAUGGUGUGUUUUGAAAGAAAUUUGUGGAAUGUACUUAAUACUCAGAUCAAUUUAUAUGUGCCAUAACAUUGCACUUAACAGCUAGUAGUGUAGGCAUAUUGUAAUUACAUUUUGGUCUAGUAAAGUAAGAUUUAGUGUAACAUUGAAACAUACGUGUCAAAAGCAACAGUGAAAUUUUGAAGACGGCAUUGUACCUGUUUUGAGCUGAUGAAUGUCAUAUUGCUGUUGCUGUGAUCAUCAUGUAGGUUCAUAUUUUCAGCCCAAAGCUAAUGCUUCAGUAGGCCUUCAUAUUUCCACUUUUUAAAUACAGUCACUUUUCAAAUUAUGAAUAUUUCCAUUAUAUGGUGAGAUUUAAGGUUCUCACAGUGACGAGUAUGAAGGUAGCUAUCUUCUGGGAUGUUGCAGUGUGUAGUUGUUAAAUAAUGACCAAAGUUUCAGAUGAUCUUACUGCCUUGAUCAUCAGGGCAGUAAACUUCCCAGAAGACAGCAGCCUUCUUUCCAAAAUGAAUAUACACAUCAGGUACGCAGGUGUCUAAUGAUCGGUUAUUAUUUGAACCCAAUAAUUUUUGCCCUUUU